AUGAAUCUAUUGUUUGUCUUGAUUCUCGCGGGGUUUGCCACUACUAGCGUCUUUGGACAACCAAAAAUUUUGCUUACAGCCGUAACAACAACCACUGGCGCGUCAAAUCCAAGUGAUACGAAUACUCAUGUACCCAUCAAUAGCGCGAUUACAACCAGUGACUCAGAUGCCACGAUCGCCAUGAGCAAUACGAAGAAAGAUUCAGGAAUUGGCUUGUACACUUCAGGUGAGUCGAAGUCUUCAGAUAAAGACCCAAGCUCUGCAUCAACCUUGAGUCAACUUGUGGCGAUUGCUACUGUCUUGACUAUUAGCGUCUAUUUCUUGUAA
Messenger RNA from Plasmopara halstedii, 327 nucleotides. RefSeq lists its product as uncharacterized. The record is from RefSeq and is a predicted model, not a curated record. The coding region runs from base 1 to 327 and encodes 108 amino acids. The transcript has a single exon. Lineage: Eukaryota; Oomycota; Peronosporomycetes; Peronosporales; Peronosporaceae.